This is a messenger RNA of Manis pentadactyla (Chinese pangolin), 1352 nucleotides long. RefSeq names its product sperm microtubule inner protein 7 (gene SPMIP7). Lineage: Eukaryota; Metazoa; Chordata; Mammalia; Pholidota; Manidae. The record is from RefSeq and is a predicted model, not a curated record. Bases 1 to 1323 code for a protein of 440 amino acids. The transcript is spliced from 9 exons.
AUGGAUAUGGAUUCACAGUACACAGCUGGAAAGAUAAGUAUUUCAGAAAAGUCCAUCCUUUCAGGAACAAAGGCUGUUGAGAAUAUAGAUUAUCCACAUUACUUAUAUCCCUUAAGAAAAAUGAACAUGCCUUUUGUGAAAGGAGUUGAGGACAGACAUGACCAUGGCAGAAUUGAAAAGAAAGGCAACCCUACUUUUCUUAAAUUUCAUCCUUAUCCCCCAUCAGUCCUGCCAGACUAUCAUUUAUACUAUCCUUAUCCUCCACCAUAUGGGCCAGAUUUUCCAUUAUUUCCACUUCGAGAUGAUGUACCUUUAGGAGAUGCCUGUUCAGGGUUUAUGAGUCCUGGUGGUGAUGCUGAUUUAAAGCCUGGCAUCGGCAGAACCAUACCAUGCCUGGUGGAUUUCAGUGAUGUUAAACCUCAACAUCGAGUUCCGAGGCCAGACACAGGAUUUCAAAUGAUGUUAAAAAGGCAGAAAUAUUUACUAGAAGAACUUAAACAGGACAGGAGAUGGAAUUCCAGGGCAAUACCAGACAUCUCCAUCAGAGCAAGACUUGGAGGUUGGACAAGCCCACUGAAAGUUACUCCUAGACAACCUCCUCAUAAAGGAUGCUCAAUAAAUCACACAUAUACAUUUGACAAGGAAGCAACAUGCACAGAUGAUGGAGAACCACUUUUCCAAGCAAACGAGAAAUAUAAUGCAAAGGAUUCAUUUUAUAAGUCGUCUACACAAAAAGCUUAUGAAGUUGUUCCUUGGGACAAGAUGCUACCACCAAAACUUGAUCCAGAAGAAACAACAGUGGAAAAAGCUGCUGAUGUCAUCUCACAGUGUUUUACACUGAAGAGAUAUGAAAGGCUGCCAGCAGUAACUCAGAUGGUUGGUGGACUCUGGGACAGAUUUCAAACAAGAUCCUUUGUGGCACCAGUUAAACCAGUUAAUUUUGUGAGUCCAAGUUCUAGAAGCAAAUACGUUCCUCUCUAUACUGGCUGCGUACAGUCCACAAACGCUGAUGACAUUGACAACCCCGCUGUAGACACCACGUCUGUGGCCAAGCCUCGGAGCUCGAAAAUUCUUUAUACCAACACAAGUCGGUCUGCAAAUAUUCCAGGAUACACUGGUAAGAUUCAUUUCACAGCCACCCAUCCAGCAAAUUCUGAUAUUCCAUCAACAAGGCCAUCACCAGACUCAGAAGUGCACCAGGUCUUAAGGAAAGAAAUGGGAGUUGACCUCUUCCAUCACCAAGCGCCGCUGUCUCGAAUGGUCACAACUGUAAAACCCUACAAUCUCUUCAGUCAGAAGGAAAAGGAAACAGUGGGCUACUGAAAAGGGCUGCCCGCUGAGUGACGCUUGUA